GUUCUCGGGGAACUGAAAAGAUAAGAAUUGAUCAGCUGGCCAUUAUCGCCCACAUUGUUAUUCCGAGCUUCCGAACAUGGUAUUAGUAUAUAGAACGCCACGGGAAUUUGGUCGACAUCGUAUAAAUGGCGAGCAGGGAAUUGACUUUGCCAGACGUCACCAACUAUCUGUCCACUUUAUUCGUAUCCGACUCCCACACUCACACUCACACUCCCAAUCACAUAAGCAACAUUAGACACAAUGUCCGCUGCUUACCAGCCUCCUUCCGCUGAAGGCAAGCCCUUCAUCCCCGACUGGAUUCCUCCUGCGCCUACGAAGACUGAGCAAGACUGGGCCGACCUUCACACAAUCGAACUCUCUCGCCUUGACUCCGAUGACCCCAAAGUCGUCGAAGAGCUUGUCGACCUUGCUAGGAUUGCUAUCAAGGAAGAUGGUUUCCUCUAUCUCAAGGACUACGGUGUCUCCCUUGAUCAGCUGAUGCGCCAAUUCUCUAUCGCGCAAUAUCUUCACGCCAACAUCUCUCAAGAGGACAAGGCAAAGCUUCUUUGGGACCCCGAAAGCGGUCUCUUCGAGGGUUACAAGGCUCCUUUCGGCUGGAAACGUGUGCCGGGACGACCAGACGGUAUCUCUCAGUUCAAUUUCUACACUCCCGAAUACGAGGAUAUGGAGAAGAUUCCCAAAUGUGUGCAGCCGUUCAUGGACGAGAUCACUGCUUUCUCCACUUAUCUCACCCAAUCUGUUAAUCGACGACUUUUGAAACUGCUUUCCAAGGUCCUUGAACUCCCCGAUGACUACCUUUGGCAGAACGUUCAAUCCACAGGUGGCCCUGUAGCUGAAGGUUACUUCCGUCACGCUCUUUUCAGGCCUCCUCCUCCUGAAAGCAAGGCUCUUUCUGGUGGGAUAAGGAUGAAUGGCCACACUGAUUAUGGAACUACGACUCUCCUUUUCUCUGUUCCUAUCUCUUGCUUACAAAUUUGGGGUCGAGAUGAGAAGUGGCGCUAUGUCAAGUAUGAGCCUGGAGCUCUUGUCAUCAAUAUCGGCGAGACUCUUGAGAUCCUUUCUGGUGGUCACUUCAAGGCCACUCGACACAGAGUUUUCGAACCCCCUGCCGACCAAGUCAACGAAGAACGUCUUUCCCUCGUCCUCUUCAACGCCUCCAAGGGUCACUUGCGCAUGACUCCUUGUAUGGACUCGCCAGUUCUCCAGAAGGAAGGCUGCAUUGAAGAACAAGGUGUCUACAAAGAGUUCAAGACUAUCAUGGAUUCUGGUAUUCCUGUUCCAACCAAUAAACAAUGGCGUGAAGCUCAGAUUGCGUCGAUGAGAGAUGUUACUACGCCUCAGAAGGAAGUGACUGUCAAUGGCAAGUUGAUGUCUUACAGGGAGUUUUUCGGUGUCAAGGUUUUGUUGCCUGUGUAGACGCUCCGUGGUCGUGAUAUCUUGGUUUUAGACGUUGUGAUUAGUAUAUAUAGAAAAAGCUGUAUUUUGGUAUAUGUACACAGUCACAUGAAUGGC
Cryptococcus deneoformans JEC21 is the source of this 1512-nucleotide messenger RNA. RefSeq names its product expressed protein. The transcript is spliced from 8 exons. The record is from RefSeq and is a predicted model, not a curated record. Bases 241 to 1416 code for a protein of 391 amino acids. Lineage: Eukaryota; Fungi; Basidiomycota; Tremellomycetes; Tremellales; Cryptococcaceae.